CUUCAAUGCAUCCCAGAUCUUAUACACCUUGAUGUCGCCAUAUCCCUCCCUAGACAAUACUUUAGGCGCAUUGUACAUCGGAGCUACCCUCGCUGUAUUUCUUUUUGGUUUAACGAGCUUGGCGGCUGUUAUUUAUUUCUUCAGGUGCUCGAACGAUUGGUGGUUUCAUCGGUAUUCGGUAGCCCUGCUUUGGGCUCUUGAUGCGUUUCACGCCGCGUUGACUACCCAUCUACUUUACUUCUAUUUCGUGAAGCAUUUUGGCGAUUUCGCUAUGUUGGAUAUUCCUGUUUGGAGCUUUAAGCUUCAAUCAACAAUCAAGAUGUUAAUUGUUAUUUGGGUGCAAGGUCUAUAUGCUAUUAGACUGUGGAAACUGGGACGGCACUUUCCCAAGACUCUUCCAUGGCUCGUUUUUCUAGCUGUGGGAGCGGUAUUUGGUGUUGGAAUCUUCUCGUUACGUUAUGCAUAUAUCGCACCCAGGCUCUCGGAUUUACGCAACGAAAAGGCUGCAGUUUAUGCCAUUUUCUGUGUGAUACCAACAUCAGAUUUCAUUAUCGCCAUUUCAAUGUGUUAUUACCUCUAUCAAAUGAGAACAGUAACGAGCCAUUCGAAAAUGGCUACCCUUCUUUUGCUAUUGAUGCGAUUCAUUUUAGUAUCUGGAAUGGCUACGAGUACAUGUUCGCUACUAAGCCUCAUCACAUAUAUCGCUUGGCCGGAUUCCCUUAUAUUCUUUGCAUUUGAUUUUGUUCUUCCGAAACUUUAUAUCAAUUCCCUACUUGCUAUGUUCAUUACUCGGAAAGAUCAUCAGACGCAAUUUCUGGGAACGGAUUGCAACUCGGCAACUCCGACGCCUAUUGUUUUUCGCAAAACGUCAGAGAUUCACGGGAAUGGCAGAGACGAAACGGUGUGUACAUUUCCACGUUGGUCAGCUAGGGGUAAAUCGAUAUUCACGCGCUUUUAAGAAUGCCAGCGUUUCGGAGACGGUACUUAUUCAUGUAUUGAAUGCAGAGGAGGAUGCGCAGGGAAACACCAGGGAUGAGGUUUAACGUAAAUUAGUUGAUACGGGCCAUGAUAAGCUGUCUACGUAUAUAAAUUAAUAGUGUUUGAUAACUGCGUGGCCUGGGAGAUCG
Messenger RNA from Desarmillaria tabescens, 1127 nucleotides. RefSeq lists its product as uncharacterized. Lineage: Eukaryota; Fungi; Basidiomycota; Agaricomycetes; Agaricales; Physalacriaceae. Bases 32 to 958 code for a protein of 308 amino acids. The record is from RefSeq and is a predicted model, not a curated record. The transcript is spliced from 19 exons.